Spodoptera frugiperda (fall armyworm) is the source of this 960-nucleotide messenger RNA. Its product is annotated as U11/U12 small nuclear ribonucleoprotein 25 kDa protein-like. The transcript is spliced from 3 exons. Gene Ontology annotation, cellular component: U12-type spliceosomal complex. NCBI's taxonomy places the organism in Eukaryota, Metazoa, Arthropoda, Insecta, Lepidoptera, Noctuidae. The record is from RefSeq and is a predicted model, not a curated record. Gene Ontology annotation, biological process: mRNA splicing, via spliceosome. The coding region runs from base 109 to 570 and encodes 153 amino acids.
AGCAAAUAAUAUCUGUCAAUUUGUCAUUAGCACUAUUGAUAUUGAUAAAUAAAAACAAACAUACAAAACAAAUGUUUUAGAAGUUUUUACGAUCAUUCCUAAGUGAAUAUGGAAAAUGAAGAAGAUUUAGCCAGUACUUUAUCACACGAUGAGUUACUGGAAAUCACGCAAUCGUCUCUAGCUACGUUACUGAGUAAAGACUCGUUCUUGAAAGAUCUUCCUAAUGAUAUUAUUAUUGAAGAAAUUUUGUCGCAGAUUGCUGUAGAACAUGGUCAAUCAAUCACGAUUUUUAUAUCAAGGGAGAGUGAGCCAACAUUAAAAGUUAUUAUCCGCCAAGAUGCAAAAGUGAGAGACUUGAAGAAAGCAAUUCAGAGGCAUUUUGAACUGUAUCAGAAGAGAGCUGGUAUCAAAACCAAGAUUUCAUGGAAAUAUAUUUGGAAGACUUACAACUUGAACUUUGAUAGCAUAGCUUUAGAUGACAAUAAUGCCAACAUACAAGAUUAUGGUGUCACCAAUAAAGUAACAUUAAUGUUUAAGAAAAGAAAAAAAGAAAAAAAGUUAAUUGUAUAAGCAUUUAAUUUAUUCCAACCUCAUUUUCAACGAGAGCUUUUAGUCGCAAGUCACAUAGUUAUAUAUUCUUAAUUAAUAUACAUACAGACAUAAUAAGUAAACAAUAUAUUGUUAAUUUGUUUCAAAUAACAAAGAUAAAGUGUUGUGUAGCUGUAUUGUAUUUUUAUUAUUCUGAAUCUUUAAAUUUUGGCCUUUUGGAAAAUAUUAAUAAUCUAAUCUAAUGGAAGUCAGAUACUUAAACAUAAUGUUCUUUUAAUCUAAAAGACUGCUGCAGUCCACAAUCUCAAUAUUUAUACAGAAUUCAUGGAUGUACAUAAUGUAAAUAAGACAAUAAAAUUAUGUUUUAAACUAAAAGUAUUUAUUUCUUAAUUUUCACUUACAAAAAAACAA